AUGGGGCUCAAAGUCAUCAAGGACCCAGUGACACUUCGAGCUCCUUGUGGGCAAGGACUGCCUUUCACCUUUAUUCGUGCCCUUAGUACAGUGCCUGGCACAGAGUGGGCACACAACGGGAAUAGAGAGUCUACAAUAAGGAAAGAUGUCUUUCCCAGGUUGAGCCUUUCUGCCCAGACCCAGGUUAUUUCUGUUCAGGCUUUGCCUCGGACAGCCUCGCUCCUCCGUGAUUGGCCUCCGUUGGGGUCCUCGCGCCUGUCCAAUAUGUCGGCGCCCACUGGAGGUGUGAAUUGUGAGGAGAUCGCUGAGUUCCAGGAAUUACUCAAGUUGAUGAGGACGAUUGAUGACAGAAUAGUACAUGAAUUAAACACUACGGUUCCAACAGCUUCCUUUGCAGGAAAAAUUGAUGCCAGCAAAACCUGUAAACAACUUUAUGAGUCUUUGAUGGAAGCUCAUGCCAGCAGGGAGAAAGUAAUAAAAAACUGCAUAGCUCAGACAUCAGCAGGAGUAAAGAUCCUUCAAGAACGGAGAGAGAAGGAUUUGAAUGAUUUAACAUUAUUAAAGCAAAUUAGAAAAGAGCAGACAAAGUUGAAAUGGAUGCAGUCAGAACUGAAUGUUGAAGAAGUAGUGAAUGACCGAAGCUGGAAGGUAUUUAAUGAACGUUGCAGAGUUCACUUCAAGCCUCCAAAGAAAGAAUAAAGAAAGGAUAUUUCUGAAGGAGAUAGUCAUAUCCUAAGAGCUGAACAAGACAGACACAGGAAGGGCAGGAUGCUUAGAUGGAUGAUUUCUGAGCCAACAGACCAAGACCUUUUGUUGAUUUCAGGCCCACUUUGCCAAGACCUCAAGUAUAAAUAAUUCUAAUAAUUAUGGAGAAAUCAACUGCUAUUUUAUACUGAAUCUGUGAAAAAAUGUUUUGUAACUAUUAAAAUAAUUUUCAGACGGA
Messenger RNA from Trichosurus vulpecula (common brushtail), 943 nucleotides. It is a transcript of the gene MIX23, whose product is annotated as coiled-coil domain containing 58. Gene Ontology annotation, cellular component: mitochondrion; mitochondrial intermembrane space. The record is from RefSeq and is a predicted model, not a curated record. Bases 1 to 699 code for a protein of 232 amino acids. The transcript has 7 exons. Lineage: Eukaryota; Metazoa; Chordata; Mammalia; Diprotodontia; Phalangeridae.